This is a messenger RNA of Verticillium dahliae VdLs.17, 1470 nucleotides long. RefSeq names its product cyanide hydratase. NCBI's taxonomy places the organism in Eukaryota, Fungi, Ascomycota, Sordariomycetes, Glomerellales, Plectosphaerellaceae. The record is from RefSeq and is a predicted model, not a curated record. The transcript has 6 exons. The coding region runs from base 1 to 1470 and encodes 489 amino acids. Gene Ontology annotation, molecular function: catalytic activity.
AUGAAUUUUUCAAACGCAUGGCUCUCGAAUCCGUUCAGCAUCGGCUUUUCGGAGAAGGCUCGCAACAGCACUGCGACGCUCUUCAACUCAAACAUCUUGAUCGACGAGCAGGGUAGGGUGCUAAAUCACCACCGAAAACUGGUAGCGACCUUUUUCGAGAAGCUGACCUGGGCGGCCGGUGACGGCUACGGGCUGCAUGUCGCGGAGACGCAGUUCGGCAAGAUUGGCGCUCUGAUUUGCGGUGAAAACACGAACCCACUCGCAAGAUAUGCUCUCAUGGCUCAGGGCGAGCAGAUUCAUCUCUCGACGUGGCCCGCUGUUUGGCCAACACGACUGCCGAAAGAUACCGCGGCUCACGGCAAGGCGAAUUAUGACAACGUUGCCGCCAACCGAACACGCGCUGCGGCUCAUUGUUUCGAGGCCAAGUGUUUCGGAGUACUUUGCGCUGGUGUCUUGGGUGAUGAUGCCGUCCAAGCCAUAGCGGACGGAGCACCGCAUCUUAAAGAUCUGCUUGAGCGGACCCAGCGUGGGGUCACCAUGUUCUUGGAUCCGACAGGGGCACCGCUACCCUCAUUCGUGAUCUCGAGAUCCAACGCUGUCGAAGCAAUCCCAAACCCACAAAUUCCCGGCGAUCCAGCCCCGUCGGUUGACGCGCUCUUUUCUAGGGUCAACAGGUUUGCGAAAACUCAUGGCUUCGGUGUUAUCAAGGCCAAUGAGAACGGUUUCCAGUGGACUCUCCAGCACUUUCCAAAUACAGAACAUCACCACCACAACCAUAACCCUAGUCCCGAUGCCGCUGCCCACCCAGUUCAUCGACGACUUAUUAGCCCUGUGAAGACGGUCGUCCGGAGCUCAAGUCGACGGAUUGGCAUUCGUGCGCGAGACAUUGGUGGCAUCGUCCGAGAUCACUUCCCAGAUUCGGUUUACACCCAGAGAGAUAUCUACAACGCCAGAGCUCGGAUUAGCAGAGAAAAUCUGGGUGGAUACAGCUCUACAGCUGCAUUGAUCAAAUUGUUCGACAAUAAGGAGAUCCCUUACGUUGUCGAGUGGGCCAGCGACGAACCCAACCGCGUCCUCAGUUUCGACAACACGUACAACACGAACCGCUUCAAGUUGCCGCUCUUCCAAGUUACGGGACAGACUUGCUUAGGUACAGUCUUUAACGCCGCAUUCGGGUUGAUCGACAAUGAGAGGCUUGAAGGAUUUCCGUUCCUUGCAAGGGGUGUCCGCACGCUCCUCGACCGAUACAGCAUCCGACCGCCCGACGUUAUUAUUACCGACUUUGACGACCAGAUGAAGAAGGCGCUAGGGUCCAAGCGGAAGUGGGUGUAUACCACGAGGGACAGCGCUGGCGAAGAGAGCAGCUCGGAUGAGCCCGAUGCUACCCUCAACCAGCGCGAUCGACAGGCAGCUGGUGGUGUUUGCAGAGACGGAACAGGAUCACGAGAAGGCCUGGAAGUCCCUCUGUAA